Molecule: messenger RNA, 2243 nt
Organism: Clupea harengus (Atlantic herring)
Lineage: Eukaryota; Metazoa; Chordata; Actinopteri; Clupeiformes; Clupeidae
Gene: ihha
Product: Indian hedgehog signaling molecule a
Biological process (GO): protein autoprocessing; multicellular organism development; smoothened signaling pathway
Molecular function (GO): patched binding; calcium ion binding
Source: RefSeq, a predicted model, not a curated record
AUGGCGUGUGUGCGCAAGAGCUUGUUUGUGUAAGUGGUGGGGGCAACGUUCGUCCAGUUUAGGCCGAAUGUCCAGGUCAACUGAGAGUUUGUGUAUGUGAGCGUGUGUUUGUGUACGUGUGAAAGACAGUGAAUGAGAGACACCAAGUCUAAGCCGCGUCCUCCUAGCGCAAUGUGUGUUUGCCAGGAGGAGAGCCGGUGGGUAUACGACGUUCCCAGUGUGACCGGCUGGGAGGAGUGGCGGCCGUGGAUAGAAGGGCAUAACUGGCAGGGUGCGGUCACAGCUUGCGACUGGUCUUGUGGAUUACUUCAAUUCCCAAUUCAGCAGGAGACAGGGACUCAUUCAAAGGCAACCGCGGAAGCACGAACUGCCACGAGGAUACCCCUUUGACAGCUCACUGUCAACCUCACGCCACCGGCUCUCCAGAGAACACACGUGCGGCUGCUCGGGCUUAUCGUUAAAUAAAUGGACUUUCCUGCUCGCGCUCAUUUACGCGUUUUACUCCAGAGACUGAAGUUCCGCGGCGUUUGGCCACCGGACACUCGGUGUCACAGAAUCUCUGCUCGGGCGACUUCUUUCCCUGUUACAUGACUGCCUUCGCGUUGACAUUUGAGAGCGAACGUUUUUGCGCACCGAUAAUGACGCGGGUCAAGGUGAUACAAAAUUAAAAGUUGUAUCCUCCACCCCCCACCAUCUACCCCGUGGGGGGAAUAAGGAGGGGGACGAGGGGUAUUUUCAAACUCAACGGCGACCUGUGCCACCUUACCACUCCCUACCGGAGUGCCCGGCGUUGAGGGUGGAAUGCGGCUCCAACUGUUUUUGGGGGUGUUCAGUGUCUGCGCCCUAGCUUUCUCACCUGUGGCGGACGGCUGUGGACCAGGGAGGGGAUAUGGAAAGAGGCGUCCGCCGAAGAAACUCACACCCCUCGCCCUGAAGCAGUUCAGUCCGAACGUGGCCGAGAAGACGCUGGGAGCCAGCGGCAGAUACGAAGGGAAAAUAACCAGGAAUUCCGAGCGAUUUAAAGAACUCACACCCAACUACAACCCCGACAUUAUCUUUAAGGAUGAAGAGAACACGGGGGCGGAUCGGUUGAUGACACAGCGCUGCAAGGACAAGCUGAACGCCCUGGCCAUCUCGGUAAUGAACAUGUGGCCGGGGGUGAACCUGCGCGUCACGGAGGGCUGGGACGAGGACGGCCACCACUCCGAGGACUCGCUGCACUACGAGGGCCGCGCCGUCGACAUCACCACCUCCGACCGCGACCGCAACAAGUACGCCAUGCUGGCCCGGCUGGCGGUGGAGGCCGGCUUCGACUGGGUCUACUACGAGUCCAAGGGACACGUGCACUGCAGCGUCAAGUCAGAACACUCUGUGGCAGCAAAGACAGGUGGCUGUUUCCCCGGCAACUCCCUGGUGACGCUGGAGGGAGGGGCCAAGAAGCUGAUGUGCGACCUUCGACCCGGGGAGCGCAUCCUGGCCUCGUCCGGCAGCGACGGCAGCGGCGAGCCGCUCUACAGCGAGGUCGUGACCUUCCUGGAUCGGCAGCCCGACGCUCAUAAGACGUUCUACACGCUGGGCACGGCGCGGGGCGCCAACCUCACCCUGACGGCCGCCCACCUGCUCUUCGCGACGGACGCGGCCGACUGCUCGAGGAGCGCGCUCAAGGAGGCCUUCGCCAGCGACGUGCGCCCCGGCCAGUGCGUGCUCACCUACGGCCAGGGGGACGAGGAGCAGGAGGAGGAGGAGGAGAGGGAAGAAGGGACCCAAACGCGGAAGGGGGGGGUGCGCAGGGGACACCUGACGCGGGUGACGUGGGUGGAGGUGCGGGAGGGGAGGGGCGCGUUCGCCCCCCUCACUCGCCACGGGACGCUGGUGGUGGACGACGUGCUGGCGUCCUGCUACGCCGCCGUGGACCAGCAGUGGCUGGCGCACUGGGCUCUGGGCCCGCUGCGGGCACUACACAGCCUGGCAGGGUCAGCGUUCGGACCUGGGACGGGCACACACUGGUACGCCCGGCUUCUGCACUGGGUCGGGUCGGUGCUGCUGGACCCGUCGCACUUCCACCCCUGGUGGAAGAUAGGAACAAUCUGAGGAGGAGAGGAGAGGAACGGAGAGACUGAAUGAAGAGACUCCGAGACGAGUUCAGGUAAACGGAAAAGAGGAGUGUAAAUUGUGAAAAUACGGACAUUCGUAGAGUGAUGAAGUCAGGAAACGGAGAUGAAACGAUAAAAAGAAAGCAAAAA